UAUUUAUUUCUUUUGAUCUUAUUAUCCAUCUACUAGUUAUUUAAUCACCUCCACUUCCUCCACAUAAAUUAAGUCAUGAUGCAUAGGCCUUUAGCCCAACUCAGUAGUCACUGUGUCUUACUUCAAGAGGACAACUCUAGUAUUCUAAUUGAUGUUCUUGAUUAGAUAAGCAUGUACGCCUAACUCACUGUAAAUUAUAUGCAAUUCUCUCUCUCUCUCUAGAUUCUGUAAUAGGACACCAACUGAGAGGAAUCAUGCAAAUGAUUGGUCCGUUGCUUGGAGAAAGAGAGAAAGGAAGAUGAUGAAGAUGCAUGCCCUCUGGGAUCAGGAAUGGGCUCAAAGCUUCACCAAAUAAACAAACUUUUCAACACCUUGAGAAAGAAUAACAGUAAUGUAGUAACUACAAAAGUGAAAAGGCUCCAAUAUAAUGGAGAGACUCCUCGAAUGCCAUGGCAAGGACGACUCCUUAAGGAACACAAUGCUGAGGCAUGAAGAGAUCUUCCGGCAGCAGGUGCAUGAACUCCACCGCCUUUACCGAGUUCAAAAGAUGCUGAUGACCGAGUUGGGUAAGACCAGGCUCGGUCACACAAGGACUAGAAACUUUAGCAGUGCUGCUUCAACUUUAGAAACAAGUCAUUCUUCUUCUCAUGUCAUUAAUGCCAACUUGCUAAGCAUUUGUCCUGGCGACCAAUUGAAUGUUGCGCGUGGCAAGGGCUUCAAUCUCGGCCGGCCAGCCGAGGAGUUCACUUCCAAAGGGGAGAAGGGCGCCAGGCAGAAGAUCAAUGAAAUGUGGCCUGACGAUGAAAGUGAAGUUGAGUUGACACUUAGCGUAGGAUGUGGUGGCCAUCACACAAAAGAACAAGCGAAUUCUUCUUCUUCUUCAUCUUCUUCUUCUUCUGGUUUGGACAGGAAAAGGCUCAAGAGCCCCCCUUGGCUUAUGCAGGGUCUAAAUUUGAACACCACAUGAAACCAUACAUAACAAUUCUAGUUCUUGUCCUUCUUUCUUUCUUUUUCUUCUGGCAUUCUUACAAAGAUUCAUGGUUUGAAAAGAGGACCUACAACAUUGAUGGAUAAGUUUUUUUCUUGAUUA
Molecule: messenger RNA, 1090 nt
Organism: Zingiber officinale
Lineage: Eukaryota; Viridiplantae; Streptophyta; Magnoliopsida; Zingiberales; Zingiberaceae
Exons: 3
Coding region: 428-967 (179 amino acids)
Source: RefSeq, a predicted model, not a curated record